AGCCCAGAAACACUUCCACGCACAUCCACACACAUACAGUCAAGCCGAGCUCCUCUCCGACAGCGGAGAGAGCGCACAGAGGGAUAAACACAGGGAGUCCAGAGGAACGCGGCAGCGGCUCUCCUGUGUGUGUGUGUUUGUGUGUGUGUGUGUGUGUGUGUGUGUGUGUGCGUGCGUGCGUGCGUGCGCACGCGCGCUCGCUUCGCUCGGUGCUCGAGACGACUAGCGGGGCGGAACAUGGAGGGGCUCGGGAAAAACGCUGGGAAGUGACCUCGAACCGAGGAGAAAUUGGGGAAAACGGACAGAGAGAGCGAGAAGAAGGACAUAACGAUAGACGGAGAGCUCGGACGGAAAGGAGGAGAGGAAGAAAGAAAGAAAGAGAGAGAGAAGUCUGACAGAGGAGGAAGAAGAGUGGGAAAGGGGUUCACCUGGAACUCAAGAAUUUUAAGGAGUGAGCCCUGGGCUGGAUGGGACCCACUAUGCCCCCCAGUAAGAAGGCCCAGAGCCCCAGCAGUGGAGCCAGUGCUUCGCAGGGCAUGAGCCCGCCCUACCGGCAGGGGGAUGCCACCGCUGCAGCGUCUGAGGCCGAGGCAGCCGACCUCUCUCUCUCCUUGUCUGCCUCCUUCUCCAAGGCCGAGGACGAGGAGCUCACCAGCCUCUCCUGGCUCCACGAGAGCACGGACCUCCUCAACAGCUUCAGCCACUCCGGGCUGCGUAGCGUUUCCCCUCUGCAGGAUCCCGACAGUCAGCACCCCCGUUCGCCCUCCUCCUCGUCCCCGUCUCCAGACGACGUCCUGCUCGCCGAUGCACACUCGGCGUACGACUUGGCGGCGGGGACCAACCGGAAACCUCCGUACUCCUUCAGCUGCCUGAUCUUCAUGGCCAUCGAGGAUGCGCCGAACAAGCGGCUGCCAGUGAAGGACAUCUACGGCUGGAUUCUAGAGCACUUCCCUUAUUUUGCAAAUGCUCCAACAGGCUGGAAGAACUCAGUGCGGCACAAUCUGUCGCUCAACAAGUGUUUCAAGAAGGUGGACAAAGAUCGCAGUCAGAGCAUAGGCAAAGGCUCCCUGUGGUCCAUAGAUCCAGAGUACAGGCACAACCUGAUCCAGGCACUGAAGAAGACGCCAUACCAUCCUUACUCACCCAGCCUGGCCGUACCUUCCACCUCCCCGCCCACCCUGCCUCAAACAUUUCACCACAGUCCUCCAUUGUGGUCGGGGAGCCCCAUCUUCAGAAAGAACGGAGGAGUUCUCCUACAAGUUCCUCGCAGUGUGAUCCAGAACGGAGCUCGCGUCAGGAGCCAGGCCCUCUUCCCUGUUAUCAGACCCCUGCCCGUAAGCCCUGUGGGGAGCAGAACCUCGGCUAUAAGAUCAUCCCUGGGAGAUUAUCUUAGCCGGGGAAAGGACAGCCCAUCAUGCUACUCUCCUCCCCCCUGUGACGAGGACCUCCAGGACGACCACACAUACAGCACUGCCAAGUCCCCCAGCAGACUAUCCUCCUCCCAGGUCACCGACCCUUCCUCCCCGCUGGAAGACGACGACAUCAUCGCUGUGGAGAUCCAGUCGGACGUUAAGCCUGAGCCCCGGGAGAUCCCGCUGGAUUCUCACAUCGCCACAGCUGCUGCUGCCGCCGCCUACAUUUCCCAGCAGCCCUUGCGCGGACAGAGACGCAGCUCAGUGGCUGGAGCCGGGACUCUGCCGGGCAGUAGCCUGCCCUGGACCAAAAGCCGAGCGAGGGGCAUUAGCGACACGCUGCCGCUAAAGAAGCGACGUGCGCUGGAGAAGCCACCGGAGAGCGACGACGAGGAGAUGAAGGAGGCGGCAGGGUCGCUGCUCCACCUGGCAGGCGUCAGAGCCUGCCUCAACAACAUCACAAACCGCGCCGCCAAGGGCCAGAAGGAGCAGAAAGAGACCCUAAGAAACUAAGAUCCACAAACACAAAUUCAGACAGCUCAAAGCACGCAUACACACACAUCAACGCACACAUGUACACAAAUAGGUCAACAGGUAACGUUAUUACAGCAUUAGUCUCAACAGACACUCGUCAUCCCCCUCUAUCUAUCUGCAGGGCAUUAGGUGAAUCCUACCUAUUUGUGGCAAUAUCAAAAAUCAAUGUUUUCCUACAUGUUCAGCAACACUAACACCGAUGGGUAUCUCUCAUGUGUCUGUUGUUUUUGUUGUUUAAAAAGGGGAUGAAAGCCAUAAAAAAGCAUGUUUUGUCGCUAAUUUGGGCGAGCGGAGGAGCUGUGCUGCACGGCGAGCGGAGGAUGGCUGUUUGUCUUACCUGUUUUUGUUUAGUUUUUGGGUUUUUUUUUUUUUUUUGUUUCUUCCACAUUGAAUCUGUAGCAAUCUCUCAGCGAUGCCAGCAUAGGUGGCGGAGCCCCAGCGCUCCCCCCGGGGGCAUCGCUUUCCUACACCCACGAGCACAAACGUGAGACUGUGCCAAAGAUAUGCGACCAGGUUGCUUCAUGUAGCUGAUGCGACAGCCUACAAAAAAAUUAUUUUAAAAAAAUUGAGUGAGACAAAGGCAUCAUAGUAAAGAGCUAAAGAGAGUGACCCUAAGUGUCAAAAUAAAACCCAAUGUGAUGUAUAUUCAUGCACUUAAGAUUAUUUUAUGCCACUUACACAAAAAACAUGGUUUAUUUCAAGAGCACUCAUAGUAUUUAAGAAUAAAUAUCUAAAAAAAAUGAUAAUUUUCAUGUUUAUCACAAUAGCGACAGAAAGGAAGCCGGGUCUGAGGCAAUAUUUCCUUCAUUUUGUUGUUCUUGCUGCAUAACGUAGACAUUGUUCCUGAAACUUGCUCAGUACCUCUGUUCACAAAGAUCAUAGCUAUAACCGGUAGUUGCCACACCUUCCUGUCCAUCAGACACUGUCAAAGAACUCUACAUGAACUGUGGGGUUAGAUCUCCUGUCCGUUGUGUGUGUCUAACCCGCUCACUCUACCCUCAUAAAGAUAUAAGCAAUUUGUUCCACGCGGACAACUCUGUACAAAGGUUAGAAAAUAUUUUAUUUUUUUUCCUUUUUCUUAAUUGAAGCAAUUUGACCUGCAGGACUUUCUCAGUUAUAUUGCAUGGGUGCUUGUAAAUAAGAUGAGAAGCAAAAUCUUUUUUAUUCAAAGAUUCAUGUAAGAUAAACAAUGUAUUUAGCAUGAAGCAUGACUUAUUUUCAUAUAAACCUUGAUCCUAGAGGAAAGGAAAAAAAAAACAUGUUUUUCCGCCAAUUCUUAUACCUGUGAUUACUAUGGAGUUUUGUUUUGUUUGUUUUUUUAAAUCCGCUUUUCUUUUUCUUUGGAGUGGGCUUUCAGUGGCAUGUCUUCAGGCAGGAACGUAGUAGAGCACUCUGCAAUUAGAGACCGCCACCCCCUUUGAGGGUGAAACCUCUAGGCUUUGGGUUUAAUCCAGGAGGAGCAUCUCUUUGGGGGUGUGGGGUGGGCUUCCAUCUACUUCAGCCUACAUGUUUUUGUAGGUUUUCUUUCUUUCAGCAUUUUAGUUUUCUAUUUUUUUGGAGUGGGCUUUCAAAGACACGUUUGAAAGCCCAAACCCCACCCCCAACCCCCUCCCCAGGGGUGCUAACGCUAAUCUUUGGGUUCUGACUAGCAGUAUAUCCUCUUUUGGGGAGGGUGGGCUUCCGUCUUGCUCUGCCUGAUUUUGUUUCUUGUUUUUUUAUUUUUAUUUUUCUUGUAGGUGUUCAGUGUUACCCCCCUGGUGUCACUUCAGUACAUGUCUGUGGAGUGUGUGAGUUAGUGUGUCCAAGAACACACGCACCCUUUAACGUUGUGCCUGCCUCCCUGCUUGCCCUCAGUCGCUCUAUUUACACAGCAGAGUGCCACUUAUAUUUAUUUAUAACAGUAUUGUUUUUGUUAGAUUUUUUUUUUUCCACCGUGUAGAUGUACAUGUGUCCUCAACUUUCCAUUGACAUUGUUCUGUGUAAAUGUAUGAAUCAGUUGGCCAUAGAAAACUGUCGAUUUCCUAAAAAAAAAAAAACUACCUUGCAGGGAAUAGAGAAAAAGAAAUAUUUGUUUUCUAAUUUAAAUACAGUAUUUUAAACCCUUUGAUUAAAAGAGGAGAGGUUUGCCAUUGUAGAGGGAAAACACAGUAGUGAAUGUCAAAGGGCAUAUAUUGCCAUUUUUGCAACUUUUCCUUCUCAUCUGUAUGCAGACUUGCAGCUCAUGAUAUUUAAAGACAAAAUCAAGAAAUUUGUAAAGAUUCUAAAAGGAAAACAUUGAAGAUGCAGCCAAACGUUCCCGAAGAGUAACGCCAAACACAGGCAUCAAUGUAUAACACAAUCCCACCAAAGGCAAAUGUAGUGAUAGCAAAGUCUCCAGCUCAAGUUCUUAAAGUGAAAAGUACAUUUAAUCCAGUGAGGAGGAGGAAGUCAGGAGGAAUAUUGUCUGAGAGCUAGGGCUUAGAGACCUAACAAACCGGCAAUCUAGGGAGGGGUUUAAAACAGUCUGUCACAAGCCCAGUAGGCCUGUAGUUCACCACAAUGGUGAAUGAGAGCUGGUGACAAAAACUGUUGCUAAUAAAACAAUUCAGGUGAGUAUUUUUUUUUUCCCUCCGUGUCUGUUCACCAUUGUUAAUCUGACGUGCACAGGCGUGUGUUAGCAGGUUCCACCCAACAACUUUGUCCCCACAUUAGCUAGCUGCUCAUGCAGUGUUGGUGAAAGUCUCUCUUUUCUUCAUACAAUCAGUCCACAACAGCAAUGUAGCAAAACUAAAAUUUAAUAACUUUGCUUUAUUUCCCUAAAAAAAAACAAAAAAACAUGCUGUUUCGUCCUAAACGUAUUUUUAAGCUUAUGUUACAAAUGUAGGCGAUGAAAGAGAAGUUAAAAUCCUGAUAUACGUUAAGUUAAUGAGUCUCUUCUUUGUUUGGCUCAGACAUGGAGAAAGAAAUUUGGUCACAGAAAAGGCUAGUUAUCAUGGAUUAAUACACUUUUCCACUAUGGUUAUUGAUCACAAUUUGUAGACAUCAGCAGGUGUUUUGUACUGACAGGAAACAGAAAAAAAGUAUAAAACAAAGCAUUUUCUUCUGUGACACUUUAUGCUCACAAACAACAGUAAGCUGCUGUUGACUCUGCUUGAGCUAUGUGGCGUAGCCAUUGCAUGAACUGUGUUUUUUUCCUCUGCUCUCAGUUUUGGGUUGUUCCUUCCCUUAAAUCAGAGAUAUCAAUAGUUCAUAAUCCUUGGACAAAAAGUGUUUCCAACAAUGACUUUUACAAAAGUGUUCACUUCAUCAUAUUGGCAAAAAACAAUGGACAAGCCAAUUAAGAUUAAUUUAUGUUUCAUUCUUCUAACAUUUCAAAGUUUUUAAAGUAUAUAAAUAAUGAUAAUAUUUGCCUUUUAAUAGUCGUUUAAUCAGAAAUAGUGUAAAACAUUGAAGAGGAGCGUGUCAAAAGUGCACAUUUUCUUUUGUCUGAGGAGAUGCAGCUGAGGCUGUUUAGCAGUCAGUUAGUUUUCUUUGAGCUGAAUAGACACUGAGCCAAUAUCAGCAGGCCGAGCAGGAAAAACAAAUGGAUGUCCCAUCCACCGGUACGCUCCUUUGCCACCUGUAGCAUGCAUCACUGGCUUUCCAUUCCGCGUAUAUGGAAAAAGGCUAAGAGGAGACGCUGUCGGGGUGUCUCGUUGUGUGCCAUCUGUCUCCCAUCUGAUAUCUGUCUGAGUGCUCCCACGGCCCUGGUGGAUCACACAGCUGUAUUUGAUGUAACAGCCCCACUCUUGCAGUAACAAGUAACCUGCUCACAUGGCAAGUAAAAAAGGAGGGUAUGUUGAUUUAACAACCACUUUUUUUCAGCGCGACCCGCUCUGUGGCAUGUAGUAAAGGUGAACUCUGGCCUUUAGGUCCUGGAAAAACGUCGAAUUUAUUAUUUCAGCAAAGAAAAUGCACAUCACUGCCUGAAAUGGCUCUCAAGACAAGUGUUUUCUUUUAAAACCUUCCAAACAAAACCCAUUAAUAAAGACAAUUCAUUGCAAUUUUAGUUUUUACUUGUGUUUUUAUUCAGUUGUUUUUAUUUGUGUUGCUGACAAAAUUCCUUACAAUACUGACAUUGUUUCUGUAGACUGUCUGAGCUGAAUCCUGGAAAGCCAUAGGUUCCAGAUGUCAAAAGUCAAAGCUGUCAGUGAUCUGCGAGAUGUGAUUCGGAGUACACCCAGGUGUUGGUUCAUUUUUUUUUUUUUUUAUCUCAGUAAGUGUUCAGUUUUCUCCUUAUCGUGCAAUCAUGUUGCCAAAGAAUGAUUUCAAGACCUACUUCAUCACUACAUGUAAAUAUCAACGUUGUCCAAUGCCGUGGCAAAAAAUAUAUAAAUGUUGUUUUCUUUUCUUUGUUGUUUUGUUUUCCAUUUUCUGAGAAACUACAAUGAUGUUUAUGUGAUGUAUUGUCUUCCAGUUGGUUGCAAUAAUAAAAAAUAUGAGUUGCA
Messenger RNA from Girardinichthys multiradiatus, 6412 nucleotides. Its product is annotated as forkhead box protein N3-like. Gene Ontology annotation, biological process: regulation of DNA-templated transcription. Lineage: Eukaryota; Metazoa; Chordata; Actinopteri; Cyprinodontiformes; Goodeidae. Gene Ontology annotation, cellular component: nucleus. Gene Ontology annotation, molecular function: cis-regulatory region sequence-specific DNA binding; DNA-binding transcription factor activity. The coding region runs from base 468 to 1925 and encodes 485 amino acids. The transcript has 6 exons. The record is from RefSeq and is a predicted model, not a curated record.